Molecule: messenger RNA, 249 nt
Organism: Dacryopinax primogenitus
Lineage: Eukaryota; Fungi; Basidiomycota; Dacrymycetes; Dacrymycetales; Dacrymycetaceae
Exons: 3
Coding region: 1-249 (82 amino acids)
Source: RefSeq, a predicted model, not a curated record
AUGACUGCGGAGCCGCACACGCGUUCUGAUGUGCAUCACCACGACGACCAGGGUCAUGGUGCGGUGCUCUUCAACAAUGGGAAGGAGAGGGUGAACAUCAAUCCCGGGGAUUUCGCCCUUAACCCCGCCGGUGUAGAACAUCAAGAACUCAACGACGGUGAGGAACAGGUUGUUUGGCUUGUCGUACGCUCGGGCAGCGCGCCCAAGGUCGUCAACCUGGACGGGUGUAACGGGAAUGAGAAGAAAUAA